UGCGACGAUCUUUCGCCUGUUCACUCAACUUACCGCGUGUCAACAUGGUGGCAUGAGUGAAACCUCGAUGAUGACCAUUGCGUCGGGCUCAAGAUCUUUUCCCGAAGUACAUAUAUAGUCCUACCUCUUAUUUCUACGCUCACCAACACACCCUAACUUCUACAAUUGGUUUCCACACGUCGAUCAUGGAGUUUGUUCCAAAAACUCCAGUUCAGCAUGCUACGAACGAACUACCGUUGACACCGCCAGUAACACCAUCCGGCCCAUAUGGAAUUGAGCUCGAGAACGACGUUGCCUCGAAUGAUAGCUCGUCUGAGCUGAGUUCGAUUGAUCAAGAAUUGCUAGCACUCGCGGAUGAAGUUGUGGAUCUCACCGAUGACGAAUUCCUUACUUAUUCGGAGGACGCCACAGAAAUGGCUGAAGAUCUUGAGUCGGAAUGUGAAAGCAAUCACGACGCAGAUCUAUAUAUUAGCGUGCCUUACGUCCAUACUGCGCUCCUACCUGCCGGAGGACCGUUGAACUUUCCUCACAUCGUCGAUCAUACGACCGGUUUCACAGAAGAAAAUGCGCCUCAAGGCAUCCGCCUCCCUGACGGAGUGGCUACUUUACUUUUCAAUUUCAACCGAAACAUCUUGGAACUUUUCCUCGAUUUGUCUGUCAAAGAGUUCAACUUCGUGCGCACAGAAAAUCACGACUUCCUCUACGAUUUGGUCGUAGCCCGUAAGGACCGGGAUGUCAGAGUGGGCUUUGUAAGGACGAUUCCACUGCCCUUCCAAGGACAUGUUACAAACAUGCUUGAAUGGGACGCGCAGAUUCGGGCAAAAAUCCUCCCUUCCGGCGUCUGGCUCGCCAAAUAUGCAACACGGUAUGCCAUUUCCGACGAAGUCUUUGGAGACUAUGAAGGCGACGACAUCGGGUACGGCACUGAGCAACUUGUGCAAGCAAGCAAGGUCCACGAAAUCGCCCGCCAGAUGGCCACGUCCAUGAUCGUCCGCAAGCUUUGGGUCGCUUCGGAGGGUGUGGAGAUCAAGGUCAACCUUUCAUGAGGGCUCGGCAAGCUUGGAGCAUGCAAUUUCUGGGGUCAUCUUUGUGAUUGGUAUAGCCUGUAUUUGGUCGAUUAUAUGGUUUACAAUAUUGUUGCAACCAUAAGGAUCUUAUCAGGGUGGAAUUAUGGCUAUUAUGAGCAGUUUAGAUCUGUAU
This is a messenger RNA of Pseudovirgaria hyperparasitica, 1200 nucleotides long. RefSeq lists its product as uncharacterized. Lineage: Eukaryota; Fungi; Ascomycota; Dothideomycetes; Acrospermales; Acrospermaceae. The coding region runs from base 186 to 1046 and encodes 286 amino acids. The record is from RefSeq and is a predicted model, not a curated record. The transcript has 2 exons.